AGAAGAACAUCACUGGAUGGAACAGUUUCUAGAUUCUUUUCUCCAGGAUCUAGUCGGAAUCUUUCUUAGAAGUGUUUUUCCUUCCUGGAAUCCAGUGUGUGCUCGGAGUCUGUUACUUUCAGGGAUUUGUUUCUCUGAGUGUCUGAAUGCCCCAGGGGUACCACCAGGCUGCAGCUCUUCAUCCGGCCUGCAGAGCGGCAGCAGAGCAGCAGCUGGAGAGGCGGAGCAUCAGCAUGAGCGACUUCUGGCAUAAGAUGGGCUGCUGUGUGGUGGCUAAACCAACACCUAAGAAGAAGAGGAGGAAGAUCGAUCGCACGAUGAUCGGAGAGCCGACAAACUUCAUCCACCUCACACACAUCGGCUCUGGAGAGAUGGCAGAGGGCCUGCAGCCGUCAGGGUCGGUUCAGGAGCAGAUGAGGUCCAAAGGCCAGAACAUGAACAACAGGGACAGCCUGUUGUAGCUGGUGAACACACACACUUUUCAGGAGUGUGUGAAAUUGACUGCCCUCUCCGUCCUGUGUCCUUGAGCAAAGCACUUAACUGCCAGCUGCAGGGGGCGCUGUCAGAGAGACCAUAUUAAACCUUCCAAGAUGAGGGGGUCCUUCUUCUUCCACACCUCAGGUCCAGGACACCAGGACUACAUUGCCCAGAAUCCCUCUCUGCUAAAUAACAGACCGUCUGUAGUUUCCCUAAGAACAGAAAUACAUUUCCAAGCAUUCACAGAGUUUGUGUCAACACUCAGUGAAGUCGGACAUCUACCUUUCUCAACCGACUUAAUGUCCCAGGAUGCUUCACUCCUCAAUUGACCUGUUCAGGAUGGUGACAUCACUGAACUUCAUGUCCCAGAAUCCCUCUCUCUGCUCAGCCCCUGCUGGAGGAUGUGGGAACGUGCCUGAGGAGCAGCUGGAGACUUUUAAACUUCUGUUUUCAGUGAUUUGCUCUUUUCCUGAUGAAACAUCUGAAGAAGUGAGAUCACGUUCAGGUGGAUCAUCUCAAAGUGUCUUCACGACUUCUGUGAACUCAGAGAAACUUUUUCGUGUGAAUAACAAGUUUAAUAUCUGGAAUGUUCUUUGUAUUUUAAAGUCAUUUUAUUUAUUGUGUCAGUGUUCAGUUGUGUUUUCUAAGGUUUCGACUCUGAACACGAUGGUUCUGUGUUUCAAAGGCUGUUUCAGGCUAAACUGUCAGAGUGAUGCGUUCAUGGACUCUGUUGUGAGUGGAUUGUGUUGUUGAUUUGAUGACCUCUUUGUGUUGUUGUUCAGUCAGGAAGUUGUGUUGAUAUUUUUGUAUGAACAAAUCUUUUAUCGAUCACAGUUUUUCUGUGAGUGUUUGUGAUCGUUGAGACAAAUAAACAUUUUCAUCUUUA
Pleuronectes platessa (European plaice) is the source of this 1363-nucleotide messenger RNA. It is a transcript of the gene cdc42se1, whose product is annotated as CDC42 small effector 1. Gene Ontology annotation, molecular function: small GTPase binding. Lineage: Eukaryota; Metazoa; Chordata; Actinopteri; Pleuronectiformes; Pleuronectidae. Gene Ontology annotation, biological process: regulation of Rho protein signal transduction. Gene Ontology annotation, cellular component: plasma membrane. The record is from RefSeq and is a predicted model, not a curated record.